Apaloderma vittatum (bar-tailed trogon) is the source of this 1567-nucleotide messenger RNA. It is a transcript of the gene PALD1, whose product is annotated as phosphatase domain containing, paladin 1. NCBI's taxonomy places the organism in Eukaryota, Metazoa, Chordata, Aves, Trogoniformes, Trogonidae. The record is from RefSeq and is a predicted model, not a curated record.
CCUUCCCCCGCUGCCUAAAACAUCUCCCAGGGACAGGCUUCGGGUCAUCCCGACCUUCAUCGAGNCGCUUUCUCCUGGCCAGGUGGAUGGUGCCAUCGCCUCCUGCUCGGAGAUGCACGACAUGAAGGAGGCCAUCUACGAGUACAAGAAGAAGCUGGAAGGGAUCGGGGAGGACUAUCAGAUCCAGGGGAGCAGCACCAAAGAGUAUUUCCUCCAGAGGACUUUGCAGAGCCUCGAACGCUACUUCUACUUGAUCACUUUCAAUUACUACCUUCAUGAGCAGUACCCCCUGGGCUUUGCCCUCAGCUUUAGCAGGUGGAUGUGCCGGCACCCCGAGCUCUACCGGCUGCUGGCGGAGAUGAACUCUUCGGAGCUCACCGUCACCGGUGACCUCAUCACCAAGGGGACGCGAGUUAUGGUAGCAGACGAACGCUUCUGCCCGGAUGUGCUGAGCACCGCCAAGGAGAUGAGUGUGGCCAAUUUCCGACGGGUGCCCAAGAUGCCCGUCUAUGGGACGGCACAGCCCAGCUCCAAGACCCUGGGGAGCGUCCUGCGUUACCUGAUGGAUGCCAAGAGGAAGCACGCCCGCAUCGUCUGGAUCAACCUCCGGGAAGAAGUGGUCCUGGAGGGAAACGAGCAGAUCUAUACAGUGCGGGAGCCUCAGCACCUGGAGGAGCUGAUUCCUGUGCCCACUGCCUCACCCCAACAGCUGGAGAAACUAGAAGCUACCCUGAAGGGCGACCUGCUGAAAUGCCAGAAGUGGCUGGAGGUGUACCUGGAGGUGGAGAAACAGAUGAAGAUGUUUAAGAGCUGCCUCACCAUGCAGGAGAUAUUCAACCAGCAGAAGAAUGCCUGCCAGGGGCUCACCUACCACCGCAUCCCCAUCCCUGACUUUUGUGCUCCCAAGGAGCAGGACUUUGACCGGCUGCUGGAGGCGAUGAAGAGCGCCCUGGCAGAAGACUCACGGGCAGCCUUCGUUUUCAACUGCUCCAGCGGCCGGGGCAGGACCACCACGGCCAUGGUCAUCGCUGUCCUCACCCUCUGGCACUUCAAUGGCAUCCCUGAGAUGAGCGAGGAGGAAAUCGUGAGUGUGCCUGAUGCCAAGUACACCAAAGGGGAGUUCGAGAUGGUGAUGAAGGUGGUCCAGCUCCUGCCCGAUGGCCACCGGAUGAAGAAAGAGGUGGACAUGGCCCUGGACGCUGUCAGCGAAACCAUGACGCCCAUGCACUACCACCUCCGAGAAAUCAUCAUCUGCACCUACCGUCAGGGGAAGUCGGGCAAGGAUGAGAAGGAGACGCGGACGCUGCAGCUGAGGAGCCUGCAGUACUUGGAACGCUACAUCUACCUGAUCCUCUUCAACGCCUACCUGCAUCUGGAGAAGAAGGACUCCUGGCAGCGGCCCUUCAGCCUUUGGAUGCGUGAGGUGGCGGGGGUAGCUGGCAUCUAUGAAAUCCUGAAUCCCUUCCCCGAGCUGGAAACCCCGGAGGACAAGCCCCUGGGCACGCUGCGGGGCCGGUGGCAAGCGCAGGCAGGCACCUCUCGCCCUUUCCGCGGGGACUUCGUGUAG